Limulus polyphemus (Atlantic horseshoe crab) is the source of this 356-nucleotide messenger RNA. Its product is annotated as asialoglycoprotein receptor 1-like. The transcript has a single exon. The annotation marks the transcript as partial. NCBI's taxonomy places the organism in Eukaryota, Metazoa, Arthropoda, Merostomata, Xiphosura, Limulidae. The record is from RefSeq and is a predicted model, not a curated record.
CUCCUGAAGGAUAUCACUUUUAUAAUGGCUCCUACUUUAAACACUAUCGAGUGGCUAAAACGGAGCCUCAAGCCGUUGCCGCCUGUGCUUUAGAUGGCGCCCGUUUAGCUCGAGUUCCUGAUCUGGCUACCCACAACUUUCUGAAGACUUUGAUCUCUCCUCCUUCCAACACGUGGGUUGAUGUACAUAAAGUGAAUGGUGUAUGGCAGUAUGAACAAGGAUUCACUUCCUGGUACACGGGGGAGCCGAGAACUGAUGGAGACUGUGCCCAUAUGUGGGAGAAAUACAACAUGAACUGGAACGACAUCUGGUGUGCAGAGCCUCUUCAUUACAUGUGUGAAAUUGUUAUUUACUAA